CUGAAGUCGCACACAGACUUUCCGUCCGGAGUCACGUGCUUGAUCAGCUGUUCUGCGGUACAUCCGCCUGACUCGCGCUAGAGUGUUUACAUGCAGACUGCACGGAGCAGAAUGGGCAGACCCGCGUGAAGCAUUGCAGAUUAAUGGUUAGUGGACUGUGGUCUUCAUUGUGAUCAGGCCUAUGAGGAGACAUGCAGCACCCAAAUUUUGAAACACGACACCCACUGCAGCAGGAAGAGCAGGAGACUGGUUAUGAUCCCCUGCAGAACUACAACAGGAACAGAGACCGAGGAUCAUUGGAUAGUGCUGUUGAGUCCACGUUUCCGUCAUACAGAAAGGAGUGGGAUGAUUUGUUCCAGAACAGUAACUACCUGGUGCGGAUCAGGCAGGCUGGCAUUAACGGACGAUUACGGAGCAGCCGAUUCCGCAGCGUAUGCUGGAAGCUUUAUCUGGACGUCCUGCCAGAAGAUAAGACUCAAUGGAUCAGUCGAACCAAGGAGCUCAGAGCACAGUACGAAAAGAUCAAAGAGACGCACAUUACAAACCCUCGCAAAGCUGCCGGCCAACAGGACCUGGUGGUGAACAACCCACUCUCACAGGAUGAGGGGAGUCUCUGGAAUAAGUUCUUUCAGGAUAAGGAGCUCAGGAGCAUGAUCAAACAAGAUGUUUUACGAACAUUUCCAGAGAUGCUGUACUUCCAGGAAGAGGAUGUCAGGACGAAGCUGACUGAUAUUCUCUUCUGCUAUGCACGAGAGAAUGAGCAGCUACUGUAUAAGCAGGGCAUGCAUGAGUUACUGGCCCCUAUAGUGUUUGUUCUCCACUGUGAUCACCAGGCGUUUCAGCAUGCCAGUGAGACGGCCAAUCCCAGUGAAGAAAUGAAAGUCCUUCUGGAUCCUAAAUUCCAUGAGCACGAUGCCUAUGUCAUGUUUUCUCUGCUCAUGGAGACAGCAGAACCCUGGUUCAGCAGUUUUGAGCGGGAGGUCAGAAAGGGCAAAGAAGAGAUGUUAACCAGCAUCCCAUUUGCGAGACCACAGGACUCCGGCCCUUCUGUUGCAAUAGUGACCAAAGUCAACCGAAUUCAGGAUCAGCUAGUAAAAAAACAUGACAUUGAACUAUACAUGCACCUCAACAGACUAGAGAUAGCACCCCAGAUAUAUGGCAUUCGCUGGGUUCGACUGCUGUUUGGUCGGGAGUUUCCCCUGCAGGAUCUGUUGGUGGUCUGGGAUGCUCUUUUUGCGGACAGCAUCACUUUGGACUUGGUGGAUUACGUGUUUGUCGCUAUGCUUCUGUACAUCAGAGAUGCAUUGAUCGCAAGUAACUUUCAGACAUGUCUCGGCCUCCUGAUGCACUAUCCUCCUAUCGGAGACAUCCACUCACUGCUCCUAAAAGCACUAUUCCUCAGAGACCCUAAGAAUAAUCCCCGACCAGUAAACUACCAGUUCCAGCAAAACCUUGACUACUACAAAACCUGUGGAGCCGACUUGGUCAACAAGACUCGGGCCAGCACUAAAGCAGCACCUCUCAACAUUAAUAAAGUAUCCAGUUCUCUUCUUAAUUUCGGCCGGAAGCUCAUUGCACCGAUAGGAGGUGGCUCCAGUGGUAUCUCACCAAUAAACAGUGAGGUGAUAUCAGCUCCUCCCCUUCAAACUCCAGUGCCACGACCAUUGGCCGAACCUCCAUCAUGCACCGCUCCGGCAAACACGCAGAUGAAAUCACAGCCACACACACAAACGCAGCAUCAGCAACGACUGCUGAAGUCUGAAAGUAUGCCAGUGCACCUCAGCAAAGAUGUAGGUCCUUGUGGAGCCUCUCAGAUUUCUCUCCCUGCCCAGAUCCAAUCUGAUACCCCAGGCCACACCCCCAGGACCAUUAGCUCCUCCCCUAGCACUGAGAGUUUGUCUGGUGGGCGGGACCAUGCAAUGUCUUCCCCUCCUCUCCCUGUGUCCAGGGGACGAGACUCCAGCACAUCAUCUCCGCCUUCCUCUGCCACGAAGAAAGACUCUUUCUUUAAUAUCAGUCGCUCACGGUCCCACAGUAAAACUAUAAACAAGAAGGAUGCAGAGGAGCUGGAAGCCCAGGUGUCGUUCUUACAGGGUCAGAUUAAUGACCUAGAGGCUAUGAGUAAAUAUUGUGCCAAGAUGAUGAACAUGCACAUAGGAAAAAUUCAAGAAGUGAUACUGCAGGAGCAUCUAGAGAAGGAAGAUGAGGUUCUGGUGUCACUUGCUGGACUAAAACAGAUUAAGGACAUCCUGAAGGGGGCUCUCAGAUUCAACCAGAGCCAGCUGGAGGCGGAGGAGAAUGAGGAGAUCUCCAUAGCAGACGAUCACUACUGCUCUAGCCAGUAUAGUACACUAAAGGAUGAGAGUGAUCCAGACCAUUUGUCUGCAGACGCAGAUGGUUCUACAAUCAAACAACAAACGGUUCCAGAGCGCUACAACCACCAGGAAGGAGACAUGGUAGCAGAAAAAGAAGAAGAAGAAAAAGAGGAGGAGGAGGAGAAGAAGGUCUUGACCACUGAGAAUGUCCCCACAAUACCAGAGCCGCAGGCAUCUGAAGGGAGAAACUGGGAUGACUACAUCUUGGUCUCACAGGAUGGAGAGCCGUCUGAGAGUGAGGAGCAAAGCAUAACCCCCACGGCUCCACUCUUUAAGCAUGUACGAGGCCUAAACAAAGCGGAUUUUCAAGACCCUCUGAUGGGGACCACGUCCGGGUCCUCCAGUCCAGAUGACGGCAGCACUCACAGCAAGGACUCUGACUUCACUAUUGUAAAUCCAACUGACCUUUGAACCUGGAUUCUCCCUAAAUAUGACUGUACCCAUCUUCAACACUUAAGAAACUCUGCUGGACAUUUGCACAUAGGAACUCAGGCUGAUUGCCUCAUGUGCCCCCAUGCCCUGUAACUCAAUCCCUAAACCACACAUUCUGUUUCUUAAAUCCUGGACCUCUGGCUAUGGAUUUUUAAUACAUCCUAAUUUAAAACGGCUCUUUUCUUUGUGCCCCAAAUGUGUGUCCCUGAUCAUAGAUCCUUUGCUCUGUUACCUAAAUGUACUAUCUAAAGCCAUAAAAAGCAGCUUCAACUUAAAUGAGAUUUUCCAUUUUGUAAUUUUCUUUGAAAAUGUCCUAACAGCUAAAGGUUCAUCUUGACGUUUGUGUAGAAAACCUAUAUUUGUUUUCUCCUAAAUCAAUAUCCUGUGAAAUACAUUUAACAGACACUCUGCCUCAGAUAAAAGCUAAAUUCUGCUUCAGUUUUCCCUCUAUCUCUGUCUUUGUCUCUUUUUUGGGGAACUGGCUGUUGUGAUAAGGACGGGACACUGACAGAUGCUCAAUCUAGUAGUAGAGAGCUCCUUUAUUAUGAAUAUGGUCUGAAUGUCUCUUUCAUUCACUCUCAUCUUUAUUGAUUUUCCAUAAACCAGUGCCUGAGCAGUUGUCUAUGUUCCAGUUUUGUCUGUAUUUUCUUUCUUUUUUAAGCUGAGAUUUUAGUCCAUAGACCACAAAAGUCAUUUGUUAAAUUAUGGAUUUUUUUCUUUCAUAUUUGUCAUUAUUUUUAAGCCAAUGAUAUGUUAAACUUUUAUGUUCUAGUAUUUCUCUGGUGUCAGUAGUCUUAUUUUGUCUUGGUUCCCGUGGUAACUGUGUAUUGUUUUGCACAUGACACGAAGGAUGUUUCUAAUACUGAUAUCCUAUUAACUCUGGAUGAAUAAAAAGCAUUACUCUUGUCUAAUCCAAA
Ctenopharyngodon idella (grass carp) is the source of this 3724-nucleotide messenger RNA. RefSeq names its product TBC1 domain family, member 5 (gene tbc1d5). Gene Ontology annotation, molecular function: GTPase activator activity. The record is from RefSeq and is a predicted model, not a curated record. Gene Ontology annotation, biological process: activation of GTPase activity. The transcript has 23 exons. The coding region runs from base 192 to 2786 and encodes 864 amino acids. NCBI's taxonomy places the organism in Eukaryota, Metazoa, Chordata, Actinopteri, Cypriniformes, Xenocyprididae.